Molecule: messenger RNA, 1239 nt
Organism: Lycium ferocissimum
Lineage: Eukaryota; Viridiplantae; Streptophyta; Magnoliopsida; Solanales; Solanaceae
Product: vesicle-associated protein 4-2-like
Exons: 7
Coding region: 195-1004 (269 amino acids)
Biological process (GO): endoplasmic reticulum membrane organization
Cellular component (GO): plasma membrane; endoplasmic reticulum membrane
Source: RefSeq, a predicted model, not a curated record
ACAGCAAUAACUGUGUCACACUCCCCAUACACAAUAUGACAACAACCCAUCAUUCCCACGCUAUGUAGUAACUCGCAUCCUAUGACACCCCCCCCCCCACACCCCCACCCCACACACUCCUAAAUGCUCUCUCAUUCACUAGCAAAUAUUGUACAACAAGAAAAUCAAAGUACCUAACAUAGCAAGAACAAAGAAUGGCACUUGCUAAUGAAAAAUCUGUGUCUGAUGGGAAACUAUGGGGACUUUGUAAACUUCCAUUUUGGCAUUCAAAUAACAGCUCAGUGACUGCUACUUCCUCUUCUUCUGUUGCUUCUUCUUCUUUUAGGCAACAACAACAACAGCAACAUAAUGGCAUUUCUGUGGAUCAUCAUUCUAAUAUUCAUGGUUCACUUAAUGUUUCUUCUGUAGCAAAAUCAUUACUUCCAACUCGUCGUAGACUCAGUCUUGAUCCACAAAACAAGCUCUAUUUUCCAUAUGAGCCUGGUAAACAAGUCAAGAGUGCUAUCAGAAUCAAGAAUACUAGCAAGAAUCCUGUGGCUUUCAAGUUUCAAACAACUGGGCCAAAAAGUUGUUACAUGCGGCCACCAGGAGGUAUUCUUGCUCCUGAUGAAAGCCUCAUUGCAACUGUUUUCAAGUUUGUUGAGCCACCUGAUAAUAAUGAGAAACAAGUUGCCAAGAAGAGCAGGGUCAAGUUCAAAGUCAUGAGCUUAAAAGUAAAAGAGGACGUGGAUUAUGUGCCAGAGCUGUUCGACGAAAGGAAGGAUGAAGUUGCAGUUGAACAAGUAUUAGGUGUUGUUUUCCUUGAUGCUGAACGCCCUUGCCCUGCACUCGAGAAACUUAACCGACAGCUAGCUGAAGCUGAGGCUGAGGUCGAGGCACGCAAAAGGCCUCCAGAAGAUACAGGUCCAAAGAUUGUGGGGGAAGGUCUUGUUAUAGACGAAUGGAAAGAAAGAAGGGAAAGGUAUCUUGCGAGGCAACAGGUUGAUGGAGUUGAUUCAGUGUAAUAGAAGCUCUCUUUUCUGUGGAUGGUUGAGAAGAAUUUCUAUGAUAAGCCUUAUGAAUUUUUAAGAUAUAUACAGAAGGUUGCUUUUCUUCUCAAAAAGUGAAAUUGAUUUUUUCAUGUGAUUUUCAAUUCUGUCUAUCCUGGAUCCUUGCCUUUUGACUCUUGCUUGUAUAUAUGAGAAACUUGGAAGUUCCUUCCAUAAUCGAUGAACAAUCAACUCCAUUCUGUUGCUUUCU